UUGGAGCAUCAAUCCACAGAAUCUCAGCCAGUUGACAUAACAUCAGGAGUUUUCAACUCAAGAAUGAUCUUUGUUUGCAAGAAUGACUUCUUCCUUGCAGAAUACCUCGAAAGGACAUCAGCUUCUGUCAUUAUUUGUCGUCAGAGAGAAGAUAUGUUGACAGAAGCCGCGAGAACAGAAGUCAACAUGCUUCCGUUCUUAGAUGGAAACAAAGAGAUGACACAGACUGUUCCUCUAUGGAAUACUCAGAACAAACAAGUAGGAAAGUUUAUGAAUAUAUAA
Messenger RNA from Trichomonas vaginalis G3, 282 nucleotides. Its product is annotated as C2 domain-containing protein. Lineage: Eukaryota; Parabasalia; Trichomonadida; Trichomonadidae. The transcript has a single exon. The record is from RefSeq and is a predicted model, not a curated record.